Acanthopagrus latus (yellowfin seabream) is the source of this 3287-nucleotide messenger RNA. It is a transcript of the gene pros1, whose product is annotated as protein S. Gene Ontology annotation, cellular component: extracellular region. The transcript is spliced from 15 exons. The record is from RefSeq and is a predicted model, not a curated record. Gene Ontology annotation, molecular function: calcium ion binding. The coding region runs from base 244 to 2283 and encodes 679 amino acids. NCBI's taxonomy places the organism in Eukaryota, Metazoa, Chordata, Actinopteri, Spariformes, Sparidae.
ACGUUUGAAAUAUGACGGUUGCCUCAACGUCAGUUCUACGUUUCUGUAGUUUAACACGCGACAUUACUGUUUCCGCCCAUGUACGUAGUACGUAGUCUUACUGCACAACUUGACUGACACAACGAGUGCAGCAAGCUUUGUAAACCUACUUUCUGCAUGAGUUCACCCGACCCGCAGUGACAUGUUGGCAUCCAGUCCGUACUCGGAGCCAAACCGUGGCCUAGCAGGAAGAACGGCUCGACUAUGUGGAGAAAGAAACGGGCACUUGGGGAGUCUUUGGCUUGUCUCGUAGUUCUCGUGACGCUCGCCGAUGCUUAUCGAUUCCUGAGCCAGACCACAGCCACCCAGUUCCUGAGCAGGCACAAGAGAGCCAACUCUCUGUUUGAAGAGCACAAGAAGGGCAACCUGGAGAGGGAGUGCAUCGAGGAGCUGUGCAACAAGGAGGAGGCCCGAGAGAUCUUCGAGAACCAGCCGGAGACGGAAUACUUCUACCCCAAAUAUGUUGUGUGUCUGGGCUCACACCGUGUCGGUAUCAACAACCAGAACUCCAAUUCUGGCAUCCCAUCGGACCUUCGCACGUGUGUGACGGAGAUCAGUAACCAGUGUACGCCUUAUCCAUGCUACAAGGAAGGUUCAGAAAACUGUGUGGACGGGCAGGCUUCCUUCAAGUGUGUGUGUAAACCCGGCUGGAAGGGGCCACGCUGUGAGGACGACAUCGAUGAGUGUACAGAUCCUGAAUAUCCAGCAGGAUGUAACCAAAAGUGUCACAACUUCCCUGGUAGUUUCCAGUGCCUGUGUGAAGAUGGCUACUUCAUCAGUAACAAAAUCAACUGUGUGGAUGUCGAUGAAUGCAUAUUGUACCCCAGUAUCUGUGAAGAACCAGCUAAAUGUGUCAACACACCGGGCAUGUAUGAAUGCCAGUGUCCCCAGGGUUUCAAAUAUAACUUCACCUCUAGGACGUGCAAUGAUGUGGACGAGUGUGAGUUUCAUGUGUGCGACAGGACUUGUAUAAACACAGUGGGCAGCUAUUCGUGUCACUGUGACGGUCGUCAGGGUCUUCGUUUGGCAGAGGACAAGCGAUACUGUGAACAGAUCCCAGUUUGUGUGGAUCUGUAUGACCACAAACACCCUGAGAUGCUUUACCUUGGGGAACAGUUUGCAGGCCUUCCUGUCAUCUAUUUGCGCUUCCGUCUACCGGAGAACACAAAGUUUGCAGCUGAGUUUGACUUCCGUACAUUUGACCCAGAGGGAGUUGUGCUAUACGCAGAAUCCUCCCAGGACUCAUGGUUCAUGUUGGGGCUAAGAGGUGGUCGCAUUGAAGUCCAGUUCAGAAACCAGCACACGUUCAAGGUCACCAGUGGAGGGAAAGCCAUCAAUGAUGGACAGUGGCACGUGAUUUCUGUGGAUGAACUGGAGAGCAGCAUCAGUGUGAAGAUCAGCAAGGAAGCGGUGAUGAGCAUCAACAGCCCAGAGAGUCUCUUCACUUCGGUUAACGGCAAACUGGAGACGAAAGUCUACAUUGCUGGUCUGCCUAAUCGCACUGACAACGUCAUCAAACCUAUAAACCCUCGACUUGACGGCUGUAUCCGUGGCUGGAAUUUGAUGAACCAGGGGCCAUCUGGGGUAAAGGAGGUCAUCCAGGAGAAGAAGAGUAAACAUUGCUUCGUGUAUGUGGAGCGAGGAUCUUUCUUCACUGGAGGAGGACUGGCACAAUUCAACAUUAACUACAGUGAUUCUGAGAGCUGGAAUGUGGGCGUACAUAUGAACAUUCGUCCGUCCAGCAGCACAGGUGUCAUCUUUGCUCUUGUAUACAACAACACAGUCCCCCUGUCGAUUGCUGUGGUAACACAGGGAGAAGGAGAAGCUAAUCUGCAAGUGUUCCUGGAUGGCGUCUCCGUCGCAACACUGGACUCACUCAUGUUGUGUUACCCUGACCGGCUGACAGUGCAUCUGAAUGUGACUCCCACAGAAAUCCAGAUCUCAGCCAACUCCUCCACUGUCACCUACAUGAAGACUGAUGAUUUACGGAAGGCACUUGAGCACCUCAACACCACCAUGCAGAACCCCAUCAGUACAUAUGUUGGUGGGAUACCAGUCGACGUUCCACUACCUGCCACCCCCGUGACGGCCUUCUACCAUGGCUGCAUGGAAAUCUCUAUCAACGACCAGCAGCUGGACUUUGACGAGGCUCUCAGCAAACACAACAGCAUUAAGUCCCAUUCAUGUCCUCCUGUGACUGCCCCCGACAGUCACCCUGACGCACCACAUCCGCACAGAGAAUGAACUUAAUUAAAAACCGGAUCACCUUAAGCAGCCACCACAUUAGUCAGCAUCCCACAGCGGCUACUUCUUUGGAUAUUUUGGAACAAGAUGUAUAGGACAUAUAGGAGAAUAUGGGAGGGAGGAAGAGGAUGAGAAAGAAGUGACAAGAAGAGGAGAUAGAGGUUGACGGUUAUAGUCAUUUUUGUCGACUUUCUCUGAUGGGCUAAUCUUAAGCUUUGUCUUAUGCUUUUCAUCCAUACAGUAUUAUUGUUUCUUUCCUGGGAUCAUCUUGUUUUCUGGGGUAUUUGUUUUUUUCAGCUAGGUACAACGAAAGCUUGCUUGCCAUUGAGCAGGUGGGAAGCUGGAUGUCUGGAUAACGUAGUUGUAGCAGUUUGUUGCAAUGAAUUAAAUGCUUUCCAAGAAACAUUUGAAAAGAGCUGAGCUCUGCACCACGCCUGUCAUGUUUGGAGCAAAAGAUUGUUAUGUUUGUGUCGAGGAAUAAACAAAUGGUCACUUUCAACCAGGCUUUUGAGACCUACUGCAUCUUUGUCCCUGUUGUUCAGUCAUGGUAUUAUGUCUAACUACUCAUGCAGGCAGACUACUGGAGACAAGAAGCUGAAAUUGUGGUUGUUGGUUGUUAAGGUGAAAACCACUGAGGAUAAAGCUGAGCCUCUGAGCUUUGGAUCCAGUUCUGUUGCAUUGUCUUGUUUGAAUCACCAUUCAGUAUUGGAGCUCUGCUUUUCUGAGGUGUUUGCAUUGGUUCAGUAAUAUUUAGAAACAUGGUUUAUCAUUUUUAUUGUUCCCAGAACCCUCCUUAAUUGUCUAGUUGUCACCAGAUGUGUGGGCACACUUGCAAAACUACAACUUCUUGGUGUGCUUCUAUUUCUGUCAAUGUCGCCAGGUCUCCUGUGUUCAGAAUUCUUCUUGUGUAUAUAAAACAAGCCAUGUUUAAUAUAUAACUUAAAUGUAGUUGUUCAGUGUUGUUUGUUUUAUGUUUGGUUUAAUAAAAUUGGUCAAAGCAGCCU